Messenger RNA from Solanum pennellii, 597 nucleotides. RefSeq lists its product as uncharacterized. The transcript has 3 exons. Bases 1 to 597 code for a protein of 198 amino acids. The record is from RefSeq and is a predicted model, not a curated record. NCBI's taxonomy places the organism in Eukaryota, Viridiplantae, Streptophyta, Magnoliopsida, Solanales, Solanaceae.
AUGAGUAGGUUCCUCACAGGAAUCACCAAAGAUCUAGAGGAGGAGUGUCGAGCUGCGGUGCUCCACGAUAACAUGGACCUGACAAGGUUGAUGGUGCAUGUCCAACAGAUGGAGGACAAUCAGAAGAAGAGGGGCCCCAGAUUAAAAAAGGAGCAACAGAGUUUAGGGAACUCUAAUUUCCAGAGGAGUACAACACCUAGAGGUGGCAGACACGACCCCAAGAAGCGCAAUGGAGGCGAUAUGCAGCGUCGCAGAAUGAACAAUGCUACGUGUAGUCGUGCUCACAGUGGAGAGUACAAAAAGGGUACUAAUUCCUAUUUUGGUCGUGGUAGGGGUGGGCACAUGGGUAAGGAUUGCCCACAGAACAGGGGUAAGGCUGGAGGUAAUGCUCAGCCUAGGCCUAAUCCACAGGGUGCAGCAGCAUCCGAACCACCUAAGAGGAACAUGUUCUACUCCCUGAAGGGCAGGGAGGAGCAAGAGAAGUCCACUGAUGUGGUCACAGGGUCUAUGCCUUCCUUUGUAACUCGUUUACUUGCUCUCACUUUUGAGAUAUUGCCUGAAGUUCUGCAUGAUCAUGUAGUGGUAGUACACCUUUAG